Abrus precatorius (Indian licorice) is the source of this 3641-nucleotide messenger RNA. RefSeq names its product calcium-dependent protein kinase 26-like. Gene Ontology annotation, molecular function: calcium ion binding; calmodulin binding; calcium-dependent protein serine/threonine kinase activity. Gene Ontology annotation, cellular component: nucleus; cytoplasm. Lineage: Eukaryota; Viridiplantae; Streptophyta; Magnoliopsida; Fabales; Fabaceae. The transcript has 8 exons. The coding region runs from base 247 to 1929 and encodes 560 amino acids. Gene Ontology annotation, biological process: peptidyl-serine phosphorylation; protein autophosphorylation; intracellular signal transduction. The record is from RefSeq and is a predicted model, not a curated record.
AGCUGGUCAGCACUGACCUUCGGAUGUUUCUCGGCAGGAACCAAUACAAUCACCAUCUAUCCUAAAAUUAACAGGAAAAUAAAAAAUAGAAAUAUUUUGCUGAAACUAAUUUUGGGGAGAUCUGUGGGAGUAGGAAGAAUUGAAAGGAAACUGAUUAUCCUCUUUCCAUUCGUUCACCUUCUGGUUCUGCGAAGCGAAGCUGAUGAGAGAUCGUUGGAUGAAUAUAUAAUUAAAUUGGUUUGUUUGAUGGGCAACACAUGCCGUGGAUCUUUGAAAGGGAAAUAUAUUCAGGGCUUCAGCCAGCCCGAAGACCAUUCCAAGCGCAACACUCAUUCUGAUCGCCCUGACUCCGAACCCCAACCAACCAAACAACAUCCCAAUUCUGCUGAAAACAUUAACAACGACUACAACAACAACAACAACAAUAACAACAAUCUACCCUUCAACUCCAGGAAAGACGCCAUCAUGCGCCGAGGCCUCGAUAGCCAAGCGUAUUAUGUCUUGGGCCAUAAGACUCCCAACAUUCGUGAUCUAUACACUCUUGGCCGUAAAUUAGGACAGGGACAAUUUGGCACCACUUAUUUAUGCACCGAGAAUUCUACCUCCAUUGAGUAUGCAUGCAAAUCCAUCUCCAAAAGGAAGUUGAUUUCCAAGGAGGACGUGGAGGACGUUAGGCGGGAAAUUCAGAUAAUGCAUCAUUUAGCUGGUCACAAGAACAUCGUCACCAUCAAGGGUGCUUAUGAGGAUCCACUCUAUGUUCAUAUUGUCAUGGAGCUUUGUUCUGGCGGUGAGUUGUUUGAUCGCAUCAUCCAGAGGGGCCACUAUACGGAGCGGAAGGCUGCAGAAUUGACCAAAAUUAUUGUUGGGGUUGUCGAGGCAUGUCAUUCCCUUGGCGUUAUGCAUAGAGAUCUCAAGCCUGAAAACUUUCUGUUGGUCAAUAAAGAUGAUGAUUUCUCUCUUAAAGCAAUUGACUUUGGCCUCUCUGUUUUCUUCAAACCAGGUCAAGUUUUCACUGAUGUAGUUGGCAGUCCAUACUAUGUUGCUCCUGAGGUUCUCCUCAAGCAUUAUGGACCUGAAGCAGAUGUGUGGACAGCGGGUGUCAUACUGUACAUAUUGCUUAGUGGUGUGCCACCAUUUUGGGCAGAAACCCAGCAGGGUAUAUUUGACGCUGUAUUGAAAGGACAUAUAGAUUUUGACUCCGAUCCAUGGCCUCUAAUAUCAGAUAGCGCAAAAGAUCUGAUUAGAAAGAUGUUAUGCUGUCGGCCUUCAGAACGACUGACUGCUCAUCAAGUGUUAUGUCAUCCUUGGAUAUGUGAAAAUGGAGUUGCACCUGACAGAGCACUUGACCCUGCUGUUCUUUCUCGCCUUAAACAGUUUUCUGCAAUGAAUAAGCUAAAGAAGAUGGCUUUGCGGGUAAUUGCCGAAAGUCUCUCAGAAGAGGAGAUUGCUGGUUUAAGAGAAAUGUUUCAGGCCAUGGAUACUGAUAACAGUGGUGCAAUCACUUUUGAUGAACUGAAAGCUGGUCUAAGAAGAUAUGGGUCUACCCUUAAGGACACAGAAAUACGCGAUCUUAUGGAAGCGGCUGAUGUGGACAAAAGUGGAACCAUAGAUUAUGGGGAGUUUAUAGCUGCAACAGUUCAUCUCAACAAACUAGAGCGUGAAGAACAUCUUAUUGCAGCAUUCCAAUAUUUUGACAAAGAUGGUAGCGGUUAUAUUACAGUUGAUGAACUUCAACAAGCUUGUGCAGAACAUAACAUGACAGAUGUUUUUCUUGAAGAUAUUAUAAGGGAAGUUGACCAAGAUAAUGAUGGAAGGAUUGAUUAUGGUGAAUUUGCUGCCAUGAUGCAAAAAGGCAACCCUGGAAUUGGUAGGAGGACCAUGCGCAACAGUCUGAAUUUGAGCAUGAGAGAUGCAUCAAGUGCUCAAUAGCUUCUAAUUGUGCUCAUUAUGUACAGGUACUUUUGGCUUGGGGUAAAAUAGAGCUGUCAUUAGUCAAUACCCUCAAAUGUGAUGGAUGGCAAAUUUUUUCCUAUAAUUGCUUAGAUCCCACUGCUUUGAUUUCUAAAAUUCCAAUUAAACACUUCCUUUUUAUCUUCAGCCAGUGUGCUUGGUUCCUACAAUUACAAGUGCUUUUAUGGCGGUGUUUAGAAAUAUUGACAGGGAAUGAAAGGUUAAUUAUACUAUUACGAAUAUAGAUGGAAAUAACAAAUUCAGAUUCUGUGUAGAGGAAGAGCACAAGGGGCAGGAAGAAGAUAGGAUUAAGAAUUUGGAUCUGGCACCUUUUAAGCUAGGAAUACACUUCAGCAAUUUAAGUGCAAAGUUAUAACCAUUUACUGAAAAAUCAAUGGUUGAUGUUGUGAUGAAAUACAUGCACAUGUACAACAACUUAUAAAGUGAAAAUUUCAAUCAACAGUUGUAACUUUGUGUUUUACCCUUUAUGGUGCAUCAUUUGCUUUAGAGAAAUCAAUUCCUAAGAAUUUACUAUCUUCUGAGUGAAUCUAUUAAUAGAACAGUUAUCACUCAGAUUUUACCAAAGAUGAAAAAUUAGACAUACUUCUGUCUCGCAAAGGUUCUUCAGUAAAAGAGAUGAUGCAACGAAAGAGACAUUCUUGCCAUGUUUCUUUUCUAAUUUUUUGGGGGCUGGGGUUAUAUAUAUUUGAUAUCUGAAUUUGGGAAUAUAAGAAGUAUUAUUUCUAUCGAAGUAUGGACGGAGCUAAGAUGCAGGUGCAAGUAUUCUUAAUCAAUGGGCGUAUAUGGUAAAAAUAAUGUUUUUAAGGUUUUAGGUUGGCUGGAGUUAUGGAAGUAUAAAUUGAAGUUGCCAUGCUAACCAACUGGCCUACGAACCUCUUGUAAUUAUUUGUAUGGUAGCAAUAGUUUUAUAAGAAAGAUGUAAUCCCAAGACUGAACUUGGGGUGGGAGCGGGACUCCCAUAUAGGCAUUUUUGUAAAUAUAGUUCCAGUCAUUAUUCUUGGUUCUGCUUCUUGUGAAAGUUCCAGAACCAAUAUCUGUUGCUGAAUAAUGCAUCUCAAAUUCUCUCUGUAUAGUUUAUAUGUGGCAGUUUGCUAAAACAAAUGUUAACUGAACAGUUUUUGACGUUGUAUUACUCUCAAUGUUAACGUCAACCGUCCUAUAUUCUGGUAUGCAAUUUUGGCAGGUUGUAUGCAGCGCAAGUCAGUAAGAGAAAACUAAAGCAUAGAUCUUUACAAAAAAAUUGUUUCAUAUCCUGCUGAGAGAUCCUUUGGCAUGAAGAACAAUCAGGAUUGUGGGUGCUCUCGCAUAAGCACUUAUCAAGUGUUACAUUUAUGUGCUGAAUGACUGCAGAAAUUGGUUCUCGCUUUGUAAACUUCAGUGUUAAAGUGUUAACAGCUAUUUCAUGUUGAUCUGUUAUUUUUCUGUGCUUUCAUGUAGGGGAACUCUGUCUAUAGUUGAAGUAGAAGGAUUUUGAUCUUUCAGGUUUUUUAUUUCACGGAUGUAAAGUUUCACACGCAUGGACAUGAUGUAUUGGGCGAACUAAAAAGCCUAUCUGGAUUAUGUCGGAGCACAUGCAUUGUGUUAAAGUGAUAGUGGAAGCAUAUUAUUUCCCAGCUGGAUUUUUCUUGCCUAAACAAAUAUUAAAUCCAUGCUCUUAAUAAAGUUACAUU